UGGCUGGUCGACGACUGGCGGCGAGUUGAGCCUCGUUGGCACAGAAAACAUGAAAGUGUACGCGAGUCGGACGAAAUGAAAGCGCGCUAGACGAUCGAAGGUAGCCAGAGAUUCGACGGUGCAAUAACAAUUGAAUUUGAAAACGCGAGGGAUCGAGUGGAGGGCCGGAAAUCGAGGAGGGAUCGCGACCCUGGGCGAAGGGUGCGACAUACAGAACGGGAACCCGGACACGAGGAGGGGCGAGGACGGUCGGGACUUCUCUCUUUCUCGAAUUCGAAUCAAUUGGAAAUCAGUCGGAACGGUUCCUGGACUCACGGCCCUGCCGCCCCGGAGAUGCAGUCGGAAUUAGUGCCGCGGGUUCACAGGUGUUUUGUGUCAACCGUGCAGGUGCCAAGUGCGGUUAUCAAUUGGUGAGAAUCACCUGUCGCCGCUUCCUAUCGCGACGCUUUAUUCCAAGCGGCCGCGUUUCAUCCGGGAUAGUGUGAACCAGUGCCCUGCAGUGAUAACCGUCCUCUUCCACCUACCGAUCGUCCCGUUUCUUCGUCACCGACUAUAACAAACGCGGUGACAAUGAAACGACCGAUUGUUAUCUCGCGGUGGUCAGGAAUUUUUCUCAUUCUAUUAGCGGAGGUGACGUACUCGACCGAUUUGGCCAUCGAGAUACCGGGAAAUUUGAGUCAAGGGGACUCGUGGUACAGGCUCGAUUACAGUCCGGCGAUCGGUUAUCCGCCGCCGAACACGAGGAUAUCGUCGGCUGAAAUUGGCGACGAGAUCAAAUUCACGAACGUUCUUCCCGGUACAAAGUACGAGUUCUGGCUCUACUACAGCAACUCGACUCUCAACGACUGGCUCACCUGGACCGCCUCGAUAACUACAGCACCCGAUCCACCCUCGAACCUCACGGUAACCGUUCGCAAUGGGAAGUCAGCUACUGUUUCUUGGGCUCAACCGGCGCAAGGAAAUUACUCUGGAUUUCGACUGCGGGUUCAGAGUUUCAGCGACACGAGUAGCCCCAAGACAAGCCUUGUUCCGGCAGAUGUGGCAACUUAUACAUUUCAGGAUCUCAUACCAGGAGCGACCUAUUCUUUGCAGUUACUCACCGUGCUCGAUGCGAACGAGAGCGUGGCCUACACGAGCAGGAACUUCACCAGUAAGCCAAACACACCGGGAAAGUUCAUCGUUUGGUUCCGGAACGAGACGACACUUCUGGUGCUGUGGCAGCCGCCGUAUCCAGCUGGCAUAUACACGCACUACAAGGUGAGCAUCGAUCCACCGGAUGCGAUCGAGUCCGUUUUGUACGUUGAGAAGGAGGGCGAACCCCCCGGACCAGCGCAGGCUGCGUUCAAAGGCCUCAUUCCAGGAAGAGCCUACAAUAUAUCGGUACAAACCGUGUCGGAGGACGAGACUUCGGCGCCAACAACUGCCCAAUAUCGAACAGUUCCACUGCGUCCGUUGAACGUCACUUUCGACAGAAGGUACCUGACUCCGACGUCUUUCCGGGUCUUCUGGGAUCCUCCGAAUGGGACGUCCGAGUUCGACAAGUACCAAGUGUCUCUCGCGACGAAGAGGCAGACUCCGGUCACCAGGAACCGGGACGACGAGAGAUGGCUCGAUUUCAAGGAUUUGGAGCCCGGAAAGAGUUAUCAGGUGAUUGUGAAGACGGUGUCUGGUAAAGUGACCAGCUGGCCAGCGACCGGGGAUAUAACGAUGGAGCCGUUACCUGUCAGAGAUCUCCGAGCUGUGAGGGACGAGGAGACUGGAAUGGUCGAGGUCUCCUGGACUCCGAAUAACGCCAGCACUCAGGACAGCUACAAACUCUCAUACGACGAGGUGGAAAGACUUACCGGCGAUACGACCUCCCUGACAGUCGAUAAAACGAAGGUAAAGGUCACGUUGGACGCGCUUCUUCCUGGUCGGAAUUACUCGAUAAGUGUCCAGGCUAUGAGCAACAAGGCCGAAUCAGUUGAGUCGGUGAUAUACCAAGUGACCCGACCGGCCAGUCCGAUCAUCGAGGACCUUAAAUCAAUCGAAAAGGGACUGAACAUAUCUUGGAAGAGCGACGUGAACUCGCGUCAGGAGAAGUUUGAGGUCACUCACAACAGAAAUGACACUGGGGAGAGCACAACGACCUCGACUAUCGAGUCCCACAUCGAUCUAAAGGACUUGUUUCCGGGCGCAGGGUACGAAAUUCGGGUCGUCGCGAUCAGUCAUGGCCUUAGAAGUGAGCCCCACGUCCACUUUCAGGCUGUCCUCCCUCAUCCGCCGAAGAAUUUGAGCAUUGAAAAAGUGAGGAGGAACGGGGUUGUCGUACGAUGGGAGGCACCGACAGAUUCCAUGUUCACGGAAUUUGCCAUUCGUUAUCAAACCGAGGAUGAUACCACCUGGCAUGAUGUGGCGAGCUUGAGCAAUACCGAGGCUGAAAUAGACGACAUGACACCCGGUGAACGGUACAUUAUCAGGGUAAACACGGUCAGCUUCGGAGUCGAGAGCUUGGAUUCGCUGCAAGUAAAUCAGACAAUUCAACCAAAUCCAGUAUUAAACAUCACGCUGACGUCGGACUCUACCAAUGUUACCUUGGAAUGGCCGAGACCAGAGGGCAGGAUAGAGACGUAUGUGAUAAGAUGGUGGCUAGUGAGUGAUAGCGAUUAUGUUCGUACGAAGAACGUCACAGAGAGUAUGGUUUCCGCUGCUGCCGCUGCUGGUCCGAAGGAAGGUGUGCAAUUGAGGAAGGAACUGAUUGGCGAGCUGAUACCAGGGAUGGAGUACUCGUUCUCGGUUUACACUGUGUCCUACAACCUGGUCAGUGACGUGACCAAUCUCACUACGAGAACAAUGCCGUUGAUCCAGUCCGAACUCCUGGUUGUCAUCGAUAAAAAUUACCCCGACUCAUUGACCCUUCGUUACACACCGACGCCAGUACAGUCAUCUCGUUUCGAUCUUUAUCGGUUCAGUAUCAGCGACUCCAACAAUACCGUGAAAGAAAAAAUGGUUAACGACACCGAUAACAAGGUGACGUUCAACGGUUUGAUACCGGGAAAAUUGUACAACGUAACUGCCUGGACGGUUAGCGACAACGUCGAGAGUCAACCGUUGCUCAGGCAGGACAGAUUAUUCCCAGAACGAGUGACGAGGAUACACGCGGUGAACAUAAACGAUACGAGGAUAACGUUGGAGUGGGAUGUGCCUCGAGGCGAAUACGAUGCGUUUGAAGUGCAGUACAUAAUCACGGACGAAAGCAUGAACGAGAGCCUGAUACAAAACGUGACAAAUCGCAACUCGAUUACCAUAACCAAUCUGAGGCCUCAUCGGAAUUACACAUUCACGCUGGUCGUGAUAUCCGGAACUGAGUCGACCUUCCUGAAAACAUCAAGUCCAGUAAGCGCCAGCUUCACCACGAGUGAAUCUUAUCCGGGAAAAGUCGAAGUGUUCCAACCUUCGAACGUAUCGCCAAGCGACAUCACCUUCGAGUGGUCACUGCCGAGCCAGGAGCAGAAUGGAGUCAUUCGGAAGUUCAGCAUCACGUACGGACUGGAGGGCUCGACUCACACGCAAGUCAAGGACUUUAGACCGAGCGAGUUCCAGGGCGUGAUUAAAUCUCUGAUACCAGGAAAGACGUACAUAUUUCGAAUCCAGGCGGAAACGAGGAUCGGCUUUGGGCCUGAGGUCGUUUGGAAACAAAAAAUGCCAAUUCUGGCGCCUCCGAAGCCUCCGACUCAGGUCGUACCCUCGGAGGUAUGCAGGAGCAGCACCACCAUCCAGAUACGUUUCAGGAAGAACUACUUCAGUGAACAGAACGGCGCGGUCAUUUCCUAUACCAUCAUCGUUGCCGAGGACGACAGCAAAAAUGCUUCCGGCCUGGAAAUGCCCAGCUGGAAAGACGUCCAGGGGUACAGCAUCUGGCCUCCGUAUCAGGUAAUGGAACCUUAUUACCCGUUCAAAAAUGGAUCCGUCGAGGACUUUACGAUCGGUGGAGAAAAUUGCGACGGUAAAACCGGCUACUGUAACGGCCCGUUGAAAUCUGGCUCGACUUACAAAGUAAAGGUCCGGGCAUUCACGGCUCCUGACAAGUUCACGGACACCAGCUACAGUUUUCCUAUUCAGACAGGAUUACUAGUCGCAGACAAGGACAACACAGCCAUCAUUGUCGGUGUCACGGUCCCAAUCGUUUUACUACUGACAUUCUUAGGGCUCGGUUUGAUAAUAAGACGGCGGAGAAGUCAAGGUAGAAAAACUACGGAAACACGAGUGACCGACGACCUAUCGUUGCCUGGAAGUGUAAUUGAGAUAAGCCGUCCAAUUAGGGUAGAAAAUUUCGCGGAUCACUACCGGAUGAUGUCCGCGGAUUCCGAUUUCCGUUUCUCGGAGGAGUUUGAGGAGCUUAAACACGUUGGCAGGGAUCAGCCCUGCACGGCAGCCGAUCUACCCUGCAAUCGGCCGAAGAAUCGCUUCACCAACAUCCUGCCGUACGAUCAUAGCAGGUUCAAAUUGCAGCCAGUCGACGACGAGGAAGGUUCGGACUACAUAAACGCGAACUACGUGCCGGGUCACAACUCACCGAGGGAGUUCAUCGUCACUCAAGGACCGCUGCAUUCGACGCGUGGCGACUUCUGGAGAAUGGUUUGGGAGAGUAAUAGUCAGGCAAUAGUUAUGCUGACGCGUUGCAUAGAGAAGGGAAGAGAGAAAUGCGAUCGUUACUUUCCCGAGGACACGCUUCCGGCAUACUACGACGAGAUUUGCGUCACGAUGUUAAACGAGUGGCAGUAUCCCGACUGGCGAAUAAGGAACUUCAUGUUGUGCAAGGGUAAAGUUGAGCGGGAAAUUCAGCACUUCCACUUCAUGACCUGGCCCGACUUCGGGGUCCCAAGUCCACCUCAAACCUUGGCGAGAUUCGUGAGAGCGUUCAGAGAACGCGUUGGGCCCGAUCAGAGACCCAUCGUGGUUCACUGCAGCGCCGGGGUCGGCAGGAGCGGGACCUUCAUCACUUUGGACAGGAUACUGCAACAGAUUUUGGUCUCGGAUUACGUCGAUAUAUUCGGCAUUGUCUGCGCCAUGAGGAAGGAGAGAGUUUGGAUGGUGCAAACCGAGCAGCAGUACAUUUGCAUACAUCAGUGUUUACUCGCUGUUUUGGAAGGGCAGGACAACAUUGGACCGAUCAGGGAAAUUCAUGACAAUCAAGGAUUCGAAGGGAAGAACCGAAGCUCUGUUGAAAAUUCAAAGAACCCAGCCGAGGCUGAGAAGGAAAGGUGACCUUCAGACUCUGGUCAUUCCUCCGACGAGGAUGACGAGGGUAUAGCCGAAUCAGGAAUGUAACGAGUUCGCCGAGCGGAUUAUCAUUUCCGUCAGAGAAACCUCUCUUUUACGGUAUAUCGCGGUUGGAUCAGCGAAUCGAGAGCAUCGAGACGCCUGCUGCUGUAUA
Messenger RNA from Diprion similis, 5416 nucleotides. It is a transcript of the gene Ptp10D, whose product is annotated as tyrosine-protein phosphatase 10D-like. Lineage: Eukaryota; Metazoa; Arthropoda; Insecta; Hymenoptera; Diprionidae. Bases 571 to 5247 code for a protein of 1558 amino acids. Gene Ontology annotation, molecular function: protein binding; protein tyrosine phosphatase activity. Gene Ontology annotation, biological process: protein dephosphorylation. The transcript has 20 exons. The record is from RefSeq and is a predicted model, not a curated record.